AUGCUCCUGUACGCAGACGACUCAGUCAUUCUUGCUAACACGAUCUUUGAUCUCAAAAGAAAACUCUCUGUAUUAAAUGAUUACUGCUCACGUAACUCUUUCACUGUUAACAUUGAUAAAACCAAGUGUGUAUAUUUCAAAAGAGGCGGCCCGAGGGGGAGGACGAGACUCCUCUAUGGAGACAAUGUGGUUGAAUGGACGGAUAGUUACACGUACUUGGGUGUGCCCUUCACGAGCUCGUCGCUGGGCUUGUCUGCGGCCAGGAUGGCGUCUCAAAAAGCUCAGAUAGCUGCUGGAGCUGUCAUCUCCACACUGGCUAGCAUCGGGGCCGAGUCCUGGGAGGGCACGCUCAGAAUAUACGAUGUUAUAGUAGCCUCUACCCUACUGUAUGCUUCCCAUAUCUGA
Cotesia congregata is the source of this 405-nucleotide messenger RNA. Lineage: Eukaryota; Metazoa; Arthropoda; Insecta; Hymenoptera; Braconidae. The record is from the annotation of a GenBank genome assembly.